Messenger RNA from Xyrauchen texanus (razorback sucker), 3043 nucleotides. RefSeq names its product phosphatidylserine synthase 1-like. Gene Ontology annotation, biological process: phosphatidylserine biosynthetic process. The record is from RefSeq and is a predicted model, not a curated record. Bases 62 to 1471 code for a protein of 469 amino acids. The transcript is spliced from 13 exons. Gene Ontology annotation, molecular function: L-serine-phosphatidylethanolamine phosphatidyltransferase activity. Lineage: Eukaryota; Metazoa; Chordata; Actinopteri; Cypriniformes; Catostomidae.
GAAGCUCGGUGCUGACGGAGAGGAGUGAUCUGGAGUCGCUCGCUAUUUAUUUUUCUUUUGAAUGAGAUUUAGAAUGGCGCCCAUUGAGGGGUCCAGGAUGCUGAGUAAAGAUGAUGUCAAUUAUAAACUUCACUUUCGGAUGAUAAACGAGCAACAAGUUGAGGAUAUCACCAUUGAUUUCUUCUACAAACCGCACACCAUUACUCUACUGACGUUAACCGUUGUCAGCAUAAUGUACUUUGCUUUUACCAGGGAUGAUGGUGAUUUUGACAAUAACCUGCGUGUGGGUCUGCUGUUGGUCGUCUCUUUCUUUCUUGUUAUCAGUGUUCUGGCCUUCCCCAACGGUCCUUUCACAAGACCACAUCCUGCUAUAUGGCGCAUAGUUUUUGGUCUCAGUGUAUUUUACUUCCUCUUUCUGGUGUUCCUCAUCUUUCUGAACUGGGAGCAGGUUAAGACAAUUUUAUACUGGCUGGACCCCAAUCUGCGUUACGCCACUCGAGAGGCAGAUGUCAUGGAGUAUGCCGUGAACUGUCACGUGAUCACGUGGGAGCGCAUCCUUAGUCACUUUGACAUCUUUGCGUUUGGUCAUUUCUGGGGCUGGGCUAUGAAAGCUGUACUCAUCCGCAGCUAUGGCCUCUGCUGGACCAUCAGCAUCACAUGGGAACUCACAGAGUUGUUCUUUAUGCACCUCCUGCCCAAUUUUGCAGAGUGCUGGUGGGAUCAAGUCAUUCUUGAUAUCCUGCUGUGUAAUGGAGGGGGCAUUUGGCUUGGUAUGACUGUGUGUCGCUUUUUAGAGAUGCGCUCCUACCACUGGGCCAGUAUCAAGGAUAUCCACACAACCACAGGCAAGCUGAAACGUGCUGUUCUACAGUUUACUCCAGCCAGCUGGACAUAUGUGCGCUGGUUUGACCCCAAGUCGUCCUUCCAGAGAGUGACUGGCAUCUACCUUUUCAUGAUUAUAUGGCAGCUCACCGAGUUGAACACAUUCUUUUUGAAGCACAUCUUCGUGUUCCAGGCGUCUCAUCCUCUCAGCUGGUGUCGGAUCCUCUUUAUUGGGAUCAUCACUGCCCCCACAGUGCGACAGUACUACGCAUAUCUGACAGACACCCAGUGCAAAAGAGUUGGAACGCAGUGUUGGUUGUUUGGGGCAAUUGCUUUCCUGGAAGGCCUUGCUUGUGUCAAAUUUGGACAAGACUUGUUCUCUAAAACACAAGUCCUGUAUGUGGUCCUGUGGCUUUUGUGUUUGGCUUUCAUCACUUCUCUUUGUCUCUGUGGGAUGGUUUGGUAUGGGCAGAACUAUGGAAAGAGACUGAAGAGCAUUACAGACUGUGAUGAUAACGCCUCUAUUUACCCGUGUGGUCACAUUCCUGAAACUGCCAAAGCAGAGAGGAACUCCAGUAAUAAUUCGUCCCGGAGAAGAAAAGGAGGCUCAGGCAAAAGCAAAACAAUCAAUGGAACAAGCGGCAAGUAGUGACCACAGGUAGAGAAUGGUUAUCUCUCAAUGGUCCUGGACACACAAAGGGUGUAAGAAAAAAUCUGGCACAAACGGUUGGAGAGGUAAAACCGUUACCUCGAUGAUAGAGUGGAGACACAAGAAAGUGGAUCUAUUCACAAAAUACACAUUCCAGACGACAGCAGCUCUGUGUCUGCACUUUGCACUUGUUUGUACAGUAUUUUUCACAGCACUCGGAAGGAAAUUUUGGAAAAGAAAAGCUUGAAGCUUUGUGGUAUGCCAGCUUUAUGUUAAAUCACACCAUAUACACUUUCUAAUGGCUUUGAUGUGGCUUUAAAUGGCACGUUCCAUUUUAAAGAGUGUCAGAAGUCUGAGCCAGCCGAAUGUGUAGGUUGACCCACCUAAUAAAAUAAGUACAAUGAUUCCAAGCUUUGCUGUUAAGCAUUCUGGUUAUAUUUAAUUUAUUGCAAUCUGAUUAUUCAAACCCUACUAUUUUUAUUACAUAUGUUGUUGAUGCAGACCAAGCUCUCUCAGAUUUUGCACAUUUUCCUCCACUUGCCCUGGAAAAAUCCAAUAAAAUAACAAUAAUAAUAAUUUAAGCACUUUAGGAAUUUAAUAUUAAUGCACUAAGGAAACAAUGUUGUCACAGAGGUACCUGUGACUAAAGUCACAAUGGUAAUGGUUUCAACUUUUUCAUUCUUCUUAUAUUUCCUCUUAAAUUAAAAUUGUGUAGAGCCAGUGUGAAGGAGAGGCAGGUCUUGAUCUUUUGGAUUUAGAGAUGUUGAUUCAAAUGAGCACUUUUGGCGAUUUUUGAAGGUUGUUUAAAAUGUCCCAAAUUUGUAUGCUGUAAUGUCAUGAUUUUCUAUACUUAAUAGUUUUUUUGCAUGUUGGCUAUUGUAGUAAAAGAGAUAACUAAUUCCUUGUGUGAUUUUAUGUGUGUGUGUGUGUGAGUGUGUGAGUGUGUGUGUGCGUGCGCGCGUGUGUGCGCACAUGGAUAUUAUUUUAGAGAAUUUUCUUUUGUGAAGCCUUUAAAUGACUCUGCAGUUUUGUCACUUAGUUGUAAUUUAUAUAUAUAAAAAAACACACAUUUAUUGACACAUUCCUAAAAUACUUUUUUGGGAUUUGAUGUCUACUGUUUUUAUAGUCAGCAAUAAUAUUUUUCAUGGCUAUUAAUAAUACUAAGUGUAAACAUAUGUUACUACAAUAUGUUUGCUGUUUAUUUUGCCUUUACAUUACAUUUUUUAUUUUUUUCGUGGAUCACAUUAAUGACCAAAACCCAAGUUGUAAGUAAAUAGUUGUUCAGAAUAUAUCUGCAAUUUUUUUUUUUCAAGCAAGGUUUACAGUCAUGAAUUUUGUAUGGAUCUGCAGUUUUCACACCUGAAAGCCACAACUAAACUGUGUGAUUCAGUUGAAUCCUGAAACUAUUUCCAUAUGUGAUCAUUUCAAGCCUUUAAUGUGACCAUUUUGCUUUUGAUUUUAACAGCUUGUGAGUAACAUGGCAGUAAAAAAAAGCAACUACUCUCAAAUGAGCAUUUUGCUUUAAGUUUUAACACACUGAUAAUGUGACGUGCAAUAAAGCUUUCAAAUGCA